AUGCUUUCCACAAUUAUAAACGAAUCAAUUAUAAGAAGCAUCAUCGAUAAAGAAGAAUGCAGUAGCGAAGAGAAAGCGAAUAUAAUAGUACAAUUAAAUGAACAACUAAAAAUGUUAUUUGAGAGCAGGCAACAGGUCAUUAAUGAUCAAGCCAAGUUAAUUUUGUACCAACAAAGGUUACUUGAGAUGAAAGUUCUACUAGAAAGUAAUAAUAAAAUCGUCGUAAAUGAGAGCCUAGAUGGUAUCAGUAAUGUGACGAUUUCUAAGGAUAAUAAUAAGAUCGAAUUGAAUCUUAAUGUCGUUAAAUCAAAGAAUGAUGAACGUUUAGGAGUUAUAAAUCAGAACGAGGAUAAGAAAGUUCAUGAUGACAAUAGUACAGCAGACUUAAAACCACUCUAUAAAGUUUUCAUUAGAAAAUUACCACAAAACAUUGAAAUCAUUCAAAUCAAGAAUCGCUUAAAUGAAAUGUUUGGUCACGUUGAUUCCGUUUAUAAAUUGAUUCCGGAUCAAGCGCUUUUUCAGGGAUCCAUCAAAGUUCAAGACAAGUUUCUUCAUAUACAUAACGCUCAUGACCGGGAAAAUGGUUCAACUUAA
Funneliformis geosporum is the source of this 594-nucleotide messenger RNA. The record is from the annotation of a GenBank genome assembly. Lineage: Eukaryota; Fungi; Glomeromycota; Glomeromycetes; Glomerales; Glomeraceae.